Messenger RNA from Folsomia candida, 2516 nucleotides. RefSeq lists its product as uncharacterized. The transcript has 7 exons. The record is from RefSeq and is a predicted model, not a curated record. Bases 952 to 2208 code for a protein of 418 amino acids. Lineage: Eukaryota; Metazoa; Arthropoda; Collembola; Entomobryomorpha; Isotomidae.
UUGACAUUGAACAUACAAAUCGUAAUUAUUUAUUUAUCUAUUCACAGGAUUUACUCGGAUUAGUCGCAUCACCAAAAAUGAUAAGCGUGUUUAGGCUGUUAUAAAUAUCUAUGUAUUUCUGACCCACAUGUUGAAAAACACUCUUCAGUUGUAUAAUUCAGUCGCAAUUAAAGAUUCCAAUCAUCUUCGAAAGCCGUGCUAUUUCAGUUUUAAGUUUAGUCAAGGAAACACAUAUUCUCGUACAUACUUGUCGAAUAUUUUAACGUUUCAUCAUUCUUUUACGUAUUUUAUUAUUAAGAAUGAUCUGUAAAUUUUUUAUUUUGCAAUUGUUAAUGCUAAAAUUGCAGUGUAGAAUAAGCGCACUAGACAAGUUUGCUUAUCUAAUUACAUAUGUGUGGCGACUUUUUGUUAAGACUUGUGCUCAUUUACAUAUUUCCAGUUGCAAGAAAACGGAAGAAAAAUUUGAUACGAUCGAAACUCAGAUGCAGGAUGGGGCCCUGUAUAUUUUGAAUGGAACAAACCCUACGAGUGGGUGUGGUGCUGGUGUUUUUUUCCGUCAGAAUGCCUCAGAAUGGGAGCGAGAAGCCGUAAUUCGUAGUAAUGCUGGUCAAAAGGGUGGUUUAAACGUCACACAGACAAUGAGGAUGAAGCAUUUACUUGACAACAUGGUCAAAGAUUUUAGCGAUACAAAUCAGCACAGCGUGAAGUUCACGUCAACUCCAUCACGGAUCUUAGCAAACUGUUGUAAACGCCGCAACCUAUAUAAACUCAGAAAAAGCUUUUGCCGACGUUGACAACGCCACAUCAAAAGUUUUGAGGAAUCCGUUGAUCCUCGACCUCAUCUUGGCCAAACUCGACCUUCUCGAUUUGAAGAAUUUUCGGCUAGUUUGCCAGGAGUGGGCCGACUUUGGCGCUACUUUCUUAGGAAAACGGAGUUAUAUCCAUGUCAACAUGUUUUAUCGCUAUUAUUACUUCAACUUAGGAAUAGAUGCCUCUAUCAACAAUAAACUGCUCCAGUGCAUCAUCAUCUCGGACCACAGAUUCCACCCGUCCAUUCCGUCUGAAAAGAAGGCUGACGUUGUUGCAAAAGCGUUCACCCAUGUGGGUCCAUUAACUCGUGAAAUUAAACUUUUCGUUAGCCGGAAGGAAUUCGUUCCAGUCUUCUUGAAAGGAAUGAGUCUGUUGGGCUCCACAAAAAUCCAACGCUUUCAAAUCGUUAACACGUGUGAACACAAUAGUUUCGACAAAAACCCUUUCCCGGCGGUUCAAAAACUUCCCCCUCAACCUGACUUGACCUGGAUGAGAUUGUUUAUUAGGCAACCCUUUCCAAUCACUACCAAAUUUAAAUCCCUGUACAAAAUCUGGAUCGAGUCUGCCCCCAAUUUGACCACUUUGGAAGUCACAGGGUCUUUCUAUCCAGAUUUGGGGGGAUGCAGAAGCCUGAAAGUUUUGAAAUAUAAAUUCAUCGCUAGGAACAAUGUUCGUGACCUCAAUUUGGACAAUGUGACCGAGAUGCUGACACCGGUCAAGGAUUCCUUAAUCGAGCUGGAAUUGUCGGACUGUACCGAUGAUGUUGGCAAAAAGCGGAUCCAAACAGUUUGGGAUGUUCCCGUGAUGUCGAAACUUACCACAUUCUCCAUCCGUGGAAUAAAAAUGGACCAAAUUGGUCACUUGUUUGAUGAGAACAACUUUCCCAAAUUAAAAACCCUCUCGCUCCACAAUGGAUCUGAAGCAUCGUUUUUACCUCAUCUAAAAUUGUGGAGCCGACACAUAGGAGUUCGACAUCUCGCGUUGACCAUUCAUUCCUUGGCUUGCAAGGACAAGGAAUUUUUGGGAAACAUGAUCGACUUAUUUCCCUCGGUGGAAGAAUUCGAUUUCACGAUUGAGCUCAAAAAAGUUACUUUAAGUUCCACCCUCUACCAAUUUAUGAAAUCCUCCGUGCUGAUUGAUGUCCUAAAAACUAUGUCCGUUUUGAAAGGGGUUAAAAGUGUCCUGUUCUCGAACUUGGAAGUCACGGAGGAGAACUUUUCUCGCUGCAUUGACGAUCUCAUCUUGCAUAGUAGAGGUUUUAAAAGGGUGGAAAUCUCUGGUUAUAAGUUCCAGGAAACCCCAGAAAUUUGGGGACGAAUUCGACCCAUUUUUAAAGCAAGUGGUGCACCCAUUCAUUUUUCGGGAGGUGUGUUUCCAACAAAAUCGGUUAGUAAUUAAUAACCGACUCUGGAUUUUCGGGACUAAAAGCUUGUGCUUUUCCCAUUCUUACAUGUGUGCAUGUAACACGUGUGUGUGCAGCAACACUAGAUUGAUUUCUUAAUAAAUAAGCGAAAGUUUCUGUCACAUACAUACAUACGUCCAAAUUUUUGGAAAUUUAUUAACCGUUUUAGUAAGACGAUCAACAUUUUUGGGAUGCUUAUUCCAGAAUAUUGAAAAAUGAUUAAUUUUCCUGUAUUUAUCAAUAGGUUUAUGUAAAUACAUCUGUUACAAAAAUUAAAAUUAUAUAUUUCUCAGUAUGCACAAAA